AUGUACGAUGGGGCGCGGGUGCCUUCCCCAGAGGACGGCACUAACGGCCUCCCCCAGCAACAGCCUACUGCAGCAGGAGGAGCACCAGCAGUGGUGAAGCCCAAGUCUGAGCAGGAGCCCCAGGGCGGGGAGGGGGACAUGGAGAUGGAGGAGGAGGGGGCCGGAGCCGAGGCGGGCACGCCGGUGACGGAGCCGCCGCUGGUGGUGAAGAAGGUGGCGCGGCGGGAGAUCCUGGACCACGAGCGCAAACGCCGCGUGGAGCUCAAGUGCAUGGAGCUGCAGGAGAUGAUGGAGGAGCAAGGGUACUCGGAGGAGGAGGUGAGGCAGAAGGUGGGCACCUUCCGACAGAUGCUGAUGGAGAAGGAGGGAGUCAUCACCAGGGAGGGCCAGCCACCGGUGGCUCUGCUCCCUCACAGUGACGAGGAGCACCUGGACCCCCAGGCCCUGGACCAGUGCCCCUGGCAGGGAGACUACUACGACGACGCAGACUACAGAAAGAGGAACUCGAGUAGCUCCCCGUCACCCAGACCAAAGAAGAGGAAGAAGAAGAAAUCGGGGAGGAAGAGAAGCCGCGAGAAGAGGAAAAAGAGCAGCAGGAAGCACAAAAGAGACAGGUCUGCGUCCGGCUCCAGGAGAAAGAGAAGGCACAGGUCUGGAAGCCCAAAGAACAAACACAAAGACAAGAGCAAACAAAGAAAGAGGUCACCAGCCGACUCCCCCAGCAGGAGGUCCCACAGGAGGGGCAGCUGCAGCUCCCGCAGUGCCUCCCUCUCCUCCGCAGGCAGCCUCUCCAAGUCCCCCUCCAGACUGGUUGUGAAGCCGCGUCCUGAGGGCCACCGGUCCAGUCGCAGCCCCACCCCUUCCAUCGCCGCCGAGAACCCCACCACCUGGCAGAAUGGCCACCACAGCAGCGAACACGCCCGCAACGGCAAGGAGCACGCAGCCCACAACCACCUGGAUGCAGACAAAGUGACAGAUAAGCUCAAAGCAUUGGCUGGCUGCUCGCCGAGCCUCCAGGCAUGCCCGUCAUCCUCAUCACCCCAGCUGAAGGAUGCCAAGGCCCCGGGAAGUGCUGUGGGUAAGAGUCCUGGAGGCCCACCCCACCAUCACCACCACCACCACCAUCAUCACCAUCACCAGGGGCCCAUGGCGGGAGACACGCCUCACGGGAACAACCAGCAGCAGCAGCAGCAACCACAGGGCUCGGCCAAGCCCUCCACGGGGUCGUCACGGAGACGCAGGGGUCGCCACCGGACACACAGGAAGGCGUCCCAUUCGCCGGGACACAGCUCCGACUCCGCCCACUCCCAGCACAACAUGGCCGCCAAAGCCAAGAGCUCCCACCCAAAAAAAACAAAAGGGGCUCAUUCGUCCAGGCGGCAGCACCGCGAACGUGCCCACCGCAGCUCGUCGCCAUCUCCAUCUCGGCACCGCAACGCAUCGGGCCGCAAGAAGAGCAAGUCAGGAAGCAGCAUGCGGCAGCGCAGCAGCUCCUGGAGUAGCCGGCAUUCCUCCUCGCCCAGCGGCUCCCACGCCGCCAGCAAGGCAUCGCCACAUGCCCGACAGAACAACUCCAGGGACAGGGACAGUGCGCACCAUUCGGACGGUGAGCGAUCACGACGGCGUUCGCGGAGCUACUCCCCGAUCCGCAAGAGGAGGAGAGACUCCCCCAGCUUCAUGGAGGCGCGCAGGAUCACCAGCGCCCGUAAGCGGCCCAUCCCCUACUACCGCCCCAGCCCCUCCUCCUCCAGCUCGGGCAGCUCCCACAGCAGCUACAGCCGCAGCCGGAGCCGCAGCUACGACAGCUACAGCAGCUACAGUCGCAGCCGGAGCCGGACGCGCAGUCGCAGUCACAGCCGCAGCCGCAGUCGGAGCAGGAGCCACAGCAGGAGCCGCAGCCCCAGCCAGGCACACAGCUACUACAGCCGCAGCAGUUACGGCAGCCCCGGCUUCUGACCAGCAGCACCGCACGCAGAGGUGGAGGAGCAAGGGAUGAAGGGGGAAAGGCAGGAAGGAGAGGGACAACUAGAGAGAAAUAGGGAGUGGGAGAGCAAGAGAGGUGAAUGAGUGACAGAGAGAGCUGAGAGAAAGAGAGAGACAAAGGGAGAGAGACAAAUACAGAGUGGAAGAGCGAGGUGAGUGAGGGCUGAGACAGAGUGUGAGAGAAGAUGAAUCUUCUAAUCUUCUUCUAAAG
Engraulis encrasicolus (European anchovy) is the source of this 2194-nucleotide messenger RNA. It is a transcript of the gene srrm3, whose product is annotated as serine/arginine repetitive matrix 3. Gene Ontology annotation, molecular function: mRNA binding. The record is from RefSeq and is a predicted model, not a curated record. The transcript is spliced from 14 exons. The coding region runs from base 1 to 1956 and encodes 651 amino acids. NCBI's taxonomy places the organism in Eukaryota, Metazoa, Chordata, Actinopteri, Clupeiformes, Engraulidae.